GUCACGACACCGCUGUUUCAUUCGACGCCAGCCAAAUUCUAACCGAAAACGUUCCUUUUAUUACAUAAUAUUUUGGCGGAAUAACCGGCGAAAAGACCGUAAAACCGCCAAAACCUGCGUCGUAGGCUGAAUCGCGCAGAUCGCUCGGCGUGGAAUCGAUUUCCGGCGGGUUUUCAGGAAUGGCGUUGAGAUCGAUUUGCCGGCUGUCAAUUGAUUCGACCUUCAGGCAGCCGAGCCAUUUCGGAGCCACCGCCCGGCCGAGACGACCGUCCCUCGACACGCUCCUACGAAGUUUCGCCGCAGCAGCUAAGAACAUGGCACUGCCACGCGUUUUCUUCGACAUGACCGCGGACGACAAGCCCGUGGGCCGCAUCGUGAUGGAGUUGAGGAAGGAUGUCGUUCCCAAGACGGCGGAGAAUUUCCGCGCGCUUUGUACCGGAGAAAAGGGUUUCGGCUAUAAGGGUAGCAGUUUCCACAGGGUGAUUCCGAACUUCAUGUGUCAAGGUGGUGACUUCACCAACCACAAUGGCACCGGUGGCAAGUCCAUCUACGGCACUAGGUUCGAGGACGAAAACUUCAAGUUGACUCACACCGAACCUGGCAUAUUAUCUAUGGCGAACGCCGGCCCCAACACCAAUGGCAGCCAGUUCUUUAUCACCAGUGCCAAGACCAGCUGGCUCGAUGGAAAGCACGUCGUGUUCGGAAAAGUCAUCGAAGGGAUGGAUGUUGUUAGAAAGUUGGAGGCCAUGGGUUCUCAAAGCGGCAAGACAUCCAAAAAGAUCAUAAUAGCGGAUUCCGGAGAGUUGUAGAUCCACUAGAUACUGUAAUGACUGCAUUUUUAUUUAGCUGUUGCAUACCUAUUUGCUGUCUUUAUUGCCCUACUUCGUCCAUUCCUAAUGACCAAGGUUCUCUUAUAAACGCUCAUAAUUUGUUAUUGAGCACGGAAACUCAAACUUAUCCAAUUUUGUAGAAACAAAUGAAGUUGCCUGCAUUGUAAUAUUUUCUAUCUGUUUUCUAUCUAUUUUCUAUCUAUUUUCGAGUUGCUCUUUUUCACCAGAGGAUAAAAAAUUGUUUGCAGUGUGAGUUUUUUUUACGAAGAAGGAUUUCCUAAUUUUGUAAUCUCCUUUGCUUCGUUCCACAAUCGACACAUGUUUUUAUAAUAAAUCUGUUUUGGAUUUUUGUGUGAAAUCCAUAUUCUUCCACAAAUACACUCGCUUAGUAUCGCUAAGUAACGGAAAUAUAACGGAAAGACACAAAUGCAAUGAGCUCAAAUUUUUCAGUACCAUCCUAUACUUUAGUGAGUGUUCAAAGUACGAAUAUUCUUCAAUAUUAGGAUAGGUAUUUCAGAGUUUAAAAUCAAUAAUUGAUGUAUUGAUUCCAGUGUGUUAACUGAUGCAUUUCUCUUGAACGUUAUAUAUUCUUUAAUUUAUCAUGCGUAUUGUACAUGUAUGUAUAUCACAAUUAGAGAAUCCUCAUUGUAUGUUUUUUAUAAAUAUAUACCUUUUCUCUCUGCCGAAAAAGAAACAUCCUAUUUGCCUGUCGUAAUGCAGGUAAUGCCUGAAAGCGAUACCAUUUUACUGUAAUACAACACCAAGUUGAAAAAUGUAGUUGCAACAGUCUGAACAGUUUCGAUUUCUUAAAAAUAAAAUUGUUUUCA
Messenger RNA from Solenopsis invicta (red fire ant), 1657 nucleotides. RefSeq names its product peptidyl-prolyl cis-trans isomerase. Gene Ontology annotation, cellular component: intracellular membrane-bounded organelle. The transcript has 3 exons. Gene Ontology annotation, biological process: protein peptidyl-prolyl isomerization; protein folding. Bases 180 to 809 code for a protein of 209 amino acids. Lineage: Eukaryota; Metazoa; Arthropoda; Insecta; Hymenoptera; Formicidae. Gene Ontology annotation, molecular function: peptidyl-prolyl cis-trans isomerase activity. The record is from RefSeq and is a predicted model, not a curated record.